This is a messenger RNA of Blumeria graminis f. sp. triticale, 1794 nucleotides long. Lineage: Eukaryota; Fungi; Ascomycota; Leotiomycetes; Helotiales; Erysiphaceae. The record is from the annotation of a GenBank genome assembly.
AUGCAAAUAGACGGCUCUGCAUCUGUAACUUCUAUGCAAGAUUUGCAAAAAAAUGUAGAAUGCACCCAUCAAGUGUCUGAAUAUAACAGCACUCAGCAAUCUCCUACACCGCCGACACACGCAUCAUCUCAGGCUUUAACUGUUGUAUUGGGAGGAAACCAGCCUAAUACACCUCCGCCGUCAGAGCCUCCCCAAGAACUCCAGGCCAAUGACGAUCAAAGAAUUCGCCCACGGACUGAAAAGGCGUUAAUACUAGUUACUCUCUGUGCUUGCACUUUCCUCUCUGCCAUGGAAGUUACAGUGACUACUACUUCUCUACCGACUAUUUCUAAAUCUUUCACAUCUGAUGCCGGUUAUUCGUGGGUAGGCUCUGCCUAUCUCCUUGCUAAUGCCGCGUUUUCGUCGACAUGGGGAAAGGUGUCUGAUAUAUGGGGACGUAAACCCAUUGUAAUUCUUGCCGUUAGCCUAUUUGCCAUUGGCUCCUUGAUGGCCGGGCUAAGUGUCAACUUGGCUAUGCUUAUUGCUGCGCGAGCCUUGCAAGGAGUCGGUGGUGGGGGUAUGAUGGUGAUGGUCAAUAUUUGUAUUUCAGACCUAUUCAGCUUGCGCGAUCGGGCCAAGUACCUCGGAUUAACUGGAGUGGUUUGGGUUGUGGCCUGUUCGGUUGGGCCGAUCAUCGGAGGAGUUUUGACCGAAAGAAUCAGUUGGAGAUGGUGUUUUUUCAUAACUCUUCCCAUUAGCUGUGCAGCAAUUCCUGCCCUUUACUGCUUUCUCGACUUGCACAACCCGCGUACUCCGAUAAACGUCGGACUCAAAGCGGUAGACUGGAUUGGUUCCUUCCUUGUUAUUAGCGGGACAGUAAUGCUCUUACUCGGCCUUGAGUUCGGAGGAUUGGACUAUGCAUGGACUUCUAUCCAAGUUCUUAUUCUCCUGGUCUUUGGAUUUGCGACACUGGUCGGCUUUAUUCUUUAUGAAUGGAAAUUUUCAUUUAAUCCAAUCAUGCCACUACGUCUCUUUAAGCAUUAUAACAAUGUGGCUGCCCUCAUUGUUUGCUCUAGCCAAAGCUCGACGUUUGUAGCUGGCAUCUACUUCCUUCCAUUAUACUUCCAAGCCGUUCUUGGUGUUAAUCCUCUCCGGUCAGGCUUCUAUAUCUUACCUUUCGUUUUAACUCUCUCCGUGACUUCUGCUCUAACAGGUAUUUACGUCAAAAAGACAGGCCGAAAUAUCUCGACUAUUGUAUUUGGCCUCUUUUUCACUAUUAUCGGGUACAGUCUCUUCAUGGAUUUCGACCUCACUAACCACUGGGAAAAAACGAUAAUUUAUCAAAUUAUUGCUGGAGUUGGCGUUGGCCCAAACUUUCAAUCUCCUCUGAUAGCUCUACAGAGCACAACCCCCAAGAAAGAUAUUGCUGCUGCCACGGCCAAUUACAAUUUUAUCCGUCAUCUAUCCACUUCGAGUUCCCUAAUUCUUGGGAGUCUCAUUUUCCAGGGUGAGCUGCGGAAGCGUUGUCUAGCUAUAGUCUCUAAUCUUGGUGCAACCGCUGCUGAAGCCCUCUCAAAAAGCUCUGUAGGUACGAGCAUUGUAACAAUCCAAAACCUCUCUUCAGAACAGCAACUGCUGGCCAGGACAGCUGUUCUAGCGAGUCUCCGUAUAACGUGGUCAGGAUAUGUGGCUUAUUCAAGCCUGAGUUUAUUGACUAGUCUCGGAUUUUCUCCAAAUCGGCUCAAGCAGAGCCCAGUAGCCGAUACAGAAGCAGUAGAUGAAAAGAAGAAAGAUUUAUAUUUGCCGAAAAGUUAG